This is a messenger RNA of Thelazia callipaeda (thelaziosis nematode), 1299 nucleotides long. Lineage: Eukaryota; Metazoa; Nematoda; Chromadorea; Rhabditida; Thelaziidae. The record is from the annotation of a GenBank genome assembly.
AUGUGGCGCUUCUUUACGAUAUUUAUUUGUCUGUAUGGUUUUAUGAAAGAAUUAAAAGUUGGUGAACCAUUUCUCUAUUUAUAUCAAAAUGAAGUAUUGAAUUUGACUCGAGAACAACUCACAAAUGAGGUUUACCCAUUUAGUGCGUACAGUUAUUUAUUGUCCUUAAUACCAAUAUUUUUGCUUACCGAUUUGUUGCUUUAUAAACCAGUAAUGUUACUAGAAGUAAUAGGACAAACAAUUUAUCGAGGUGUACUAGUAUUCUGCCCAACGGUUGAAGCGCAAAAAUUGGGAAUGAUGAUGUAUGGAAUGGCUUCUGCUUCUGAAAUAGCCUUCUUCUCAUAUAUUUAUGCAAAAACAGAAAAAGAUGAAUAUCAGCGGGUGACAAGUUAUUCAAGAGCAUCAACAAUGGCUGGACGUAUGAUAUGCUAUCUUUCUGCCCAAACAGUUAUUCUAACGAGAAUAGGAAACUAUGAAACUUUACAGUGGAUAGGUUUCGGAGUUCCAUGCUGUGCUGUUAUUUUUGCAAUUUUUUUACCAAAUGUUUACUGGAAAGAAAUACUUCUUAAACUUACUGAUUCAACAAAUAGAACUUCAAUUGUUGAAAGAAUUGAAUUACCAAAAACAUAUGGUGCUUACCUAAAAUACCGGUUGCAUGUAAUGAGAAAUGAAUUAGUUCGAAUAUAUCAAAUUGAUGCUAUUCGCAAAUGGUCCAUUUGGUGGGCUUUAAAUACAUGCAUGUCACUUCAGGUAGCUCAAUAUGCACAGGUACUUUGGGGUGAAGUACAAGGUAGAAAUGAACGUUCAUUGAAUGGCUUUGCAGAAGCUGCUUAUGCUGCUUCAGCAACAAUAGCGAUUUUAAUAUUGGGUUUAGCAGAAAUAAAUUGGGAUAAAUGGGGUGAACUAAUGCUUGCAGUAAUUUCUUUAACUGAUACACUGAUACUAAUUGUCUAUUCCCAAGCAGAAAGUAUACAGGUCAUGUAUAUGUGCUAUAUUGGCUACAGGUGGAAUUUAGCAAAGAAAAUGAUCGGUGAGUCAUUCGGUCUCAUAUUUGGUUUGAAUUCAUUUAUCGCUCUGACACUACAAGUACUGCUUACUAUCAUUGUACCUGACCAUCAUGGAUUAAACAUGCCAGUCCGAAAACAGUUCAUGGUAUACGCAGGAUGUCAUGCAUUCAUAGGAACAAUCUUCUUAACCUCACUCGGAUAUUCUCUCUAUCGACAUUAUAGGUGGAAAGAAAGAAUACAUACUGAGCAAUGCCAAAAACACACCUUGCAUGAGCAAAAAGUUAUUGCUUGA